AUGAGUCUAGGGUCGGACAUCCUGCUAGGGGAACGGUACCCCCUGACUUGCGAUGACUACAAUACAAUCAGUUAUUACUGCUGCUUGGACCACGUAGAAAAUAGUCGAUAUGAAGCACCAAUGCCAUGGAUCGGUAUCUAUGUUGCAGCAGCAUCUCUAGUAUGCUCCCUUGCAAUGGCUGCUGAUGUCUUCCUUGGGUUUCGCCACAGAAAACUCUGGUUUCCAUGCAAGUUUUUCACACUCAAUGCCGCGUCCCUCACAUUAUUAACUGUAUCAAUGAAGCUGCCAAUGGAUCUCAAUACCGAUAUGCAGGGUGAUUGGGAUCAGCUGGCGAAACUUGGCAACAUUGUCAUGAUGUCUACAACGAUGGGUAAUUUUCUGCCUUCUUUAGGAACCAUGAAUGACAAAGAAAUUUUCGUGAACAUAACAACCUUGGCUAUUCUUGUAAUCACCAUAUUUGUAAAUAUCUCAAUCCAAUUACAAACUCGACUAAUAGAUCCUUUUUUUGAGAGAGAAUACAUUGCAGCUAUGUCUUUCAUGCUUCUUUUGCUUGUACUAUUGAGUUUCUCAGCUUUGACGGUCUCCACCACUAAGAAGAGUCUACAAUUGAGUUAUGAUGAUAUAUGCAAAACGAUUUCGAGUGAAGAAUCAGAGGGAGUCCAAAAUUUUACAUUUGAGAAAUUGAAAGAGAAUGUAAAAAAAUAUUGGAUGAUGGCAGAAACUAGUAGUCCUCAGUUUGUUAUGGCGCGUUCAGUAACCUGCUAUGCUUCAGGGAUAAUUUGUUUUUUGGCUGUUGCUACUUUAGCAGAAGCAACCGUCAGGAAAUCGAUCCAUUAUUAUGUAUGGUACAGGCGUGAAGACCUGUACUUAGCUAGAUCGGGUUAUAGGUGGUCAACCUUUGUGCUUCUUUUGAUUCAGACUUUUGAGGUGGUAGUAGGUACAAUUGCCCUAGCAUUUAGAUGGUUCAUGGUCAUAAGAUUAAGGUGCUCAAAGAAGAGAGUCCAGAGUUACAAAACUGAAUUGAAAACAGAAAACUACUGGAUCAAAAGGCUAGUAGGGUGGAGAGAUAACCCCUUAGCUUUACGGCUCCGGGGCCAAAAAUGGAGAAAACUUGUUCAUACAACCAAGAAUCUAAUUCUAAACUUCUUUAUACAAGUUCAAAUUACGAUUGUCACGGCCAUCAAAUUAAAUUUGCUCAUUUCUAUUUUCUUAGUGAGCACGUUGAUGUCAUUUGGUCACUCCUACAAGGUGUUAAAGCAGAAGCUUGGCUAUUGUAAGCCUACUACCUCAAACAAUCACAGAGAACCAGAGUCGGGGCCUGGUACAACGCUGGAUCUUAGCCGUUAUGUUAUAUAUCUUGAAGGUGAAGAGGAACUACCCUUACAGAUUAUGAAGAACAAUAGGGAUGCUACUAAUCAUUUAAUUCAGAAGGGUAAAAAGCAGUAA
Messenger RNA from Cornus florida, 1446 nucleotides. RefSeq lists its product as uncharacterized. The record is from RefSeq and is a predicted model, not a curated record. Lineage: Eukaryota; Viridiplantae; Streptophyta; Magnoliopsida; Cornales; Cornaceae. The transcript has a single exon. The coding region runs from base 1 to 1446 and encodes 481 amino acids.